GCGAUGUUGAAAUAACGGUCGAGAGUUUUAAAGACAGUUUCCAGGAGCGAAAAAUCUUCAUCCUACCGAGCUUCCCGCUCAUUUAGUUGUUUUCCACCGCCACCUGUUUCCAUUUGCUAUAACAAAAACUCGCAAGCAUGUUCCUCCGGGCAAAGGCCCGCUCUGCCGCGGCGGCUGCCGCUAAGGAGGCCGCCGCUAUCAAAUGCAAAAGUGUCUGGGUCUGGAGAAGUGGAACUUGUCAUGCUAAAUCUGAAUGAUGCAAAAAUCUGUGUUGCGUGAGUGCCAAAAGCUGUCCGCUUUUGAACAAGUUGAGAGGGAGUCUCUCAUGCAGGAAAGGCAUGAUAGAGACCUCAAAGAAUCUGCAAUGCUGGGUCUCGCAUUCCAGACCUCAUGGGUCAUGGAAAACCUGCAUCACAAAUCUUGCAUUCUUCCAGACCCAGACAUUUUUACAAUCCAUAGCCGCGCCGGUGAAGCAAGUGCCCAUGUCGCUCUGUUGCCACGGAAACACGUACGCGUUUCACUAUUUGAACCACCCCGGCUAUGGAUGUGUUAGGUUUGAAAUCGUGAAAGUUGAAAUAGUUUGUCAUGCAUAAAACGGAAACCAGUUAGACCUACAGUUUGUAGUCGGCGCGUCACAAAUUUUCCCGGUUGUGGAAGCGAGUCUCUCAUGCGGUUUAGGGCAAAAGAGUUGCCUUCUGUCAUGCUAGUUAGCAGCCCAACUUUUGACCCUUACCAGGACUAUAAUCUGCCUCCCGUGGGUCCUCUGCAAUAGAGUCGCUUUUUGUAUCGCAUUUUGUGCAUGAGCAUGGCAAAUUAUUUCAACUUUGACGAUUUCAAGCCUGGCGCUUCCAUACCGGCGUGAUGGCAAUAAGCACGCUGUUGGAAAUGAAGGGGAUAGUGGAUAUGCGAGCAAAUUUCACGCAGGAAAACAUCGAGGCACUGAAGGUGAGGGAUGAUUUUCUGGGGUUUACAGAUCAUAUUGUACACUAGUUGAGGUAGAAAUGGAAUUCGAAUUCGUUUCAAUCUUGUAUUGCAGAAGCUCGCAUCAGGAGCGGGACUUGUCAUGCAAAAAAGUACUUUAUAAAGUGUAAUUAAAAAUCAAAGUACAGGAAUUCGACGCCGAGCUGGCACGAAAAGGGCAGAUAGCACUGGAUCACGAUUUGGCGGUGAACUUUUUGGAUCUGGAAUACAUUGACGAGACCCUCCCUAGGCUCUUGAUCGAAAAGGAGCUGUGUCAACAGGUACUACAGCGUUCCAGUGGAUGAAAAUUUCUCAUACAUGAUGACACACUACUAGAGUUCGUGUUUGUCAUGCACUCCAACACUAAGGGUAAUAAAGUAUGACUUUCAAAUUCUAUCAGGCCCAACUCGACGUGCUGCAAAGGAAGGAUGGGGAUUUUUCGCCCGUGAAGUCUCUCGAAGGAAAAAAGAAAGACGCGGUAAACGCUGCCAUGCUGAAGAUGCCCGCCGCGUACAAGAAAAAGAUGUUGGAAGACUCACUGCACGUCAUCGAGAGCUUUGUGGACACAGGGUACAAAAACUUGAAGUCUUUUGUUAAAAUGACUUUUUGAUGUUGUAAGAUCACCUUUUUUGUUGUUUCACCCUGCAUGACAAAUUGAAACUCUGGUGUUGACGCGCAUGGCAAACACAAAAAUGACCUUACAAGGUACCGCAACGAAUCGGACGCUAUGCAGGCCUUGCUGUACUACUGCACUCUAUCGCAAGAAAAGACUGUUUCACUGUAAACUUGUGAUGCAUGAUAGAAUGCAUCGCAGACGCAUUUGUCUUGCUACACAUGCUGCGAGGCAUUAUCUUUUUCAAUGUGUUUUUUCUCAGGAAGUACGCAUGGCAGGUUUUCCUUGUCGUGUGUAACGAACUUGUGAUGCAAAACUUGUAAAAUCCUUACAGUGAAGCACUUUUUUCGUACGAUGCACUCUGAUGGAAUCUCCAGACCUCGAACUGGACGCAAAACAGACGAAAAAAAUUUCGGCGAAAGCAACCGAGGUGCGACAGUGGGCGGAGAAGUUGUAUACGUCGGGGGACAAAUCCGCGAUCAAGCAGGCGGACGUUGAGGGCAAGUUGAAGGAGAUGAAGACCACUUGCAAUCCGGUGGUGGUGGACAAGUUGAAGGCUCUCAUCAAGGAGCAGCAGUGAAGAUGAAAAAGCGAUAGGGAAGAUGAAAGGCAUCAGUUCGUGAACAGCCGCUUACCUGUUCCUUGCACUUUGCACCGACGCGAGUGUGCCUUGUCAUCCUUCUCGAUACGUAGAAACAUCAAAACCUUCCGAGCGGGCAUUGAAAAAGAGCCACGCACGACGAACCUUUGCGUAGACAGAAGGUGUCGUGGGCCUCGCAUGGGGACGGGCGCGGUUUUGCUUCUUCUAGAGAGCAACCGGGAAAGUAGAUUCGAGUGAACAGCAAAUGCGUCCUUUCGUGUGUUCAUUCGCCAGCUCGCACACAGCGAAGUGGUUUUUUUUUGGAGCACAGCAACAAGAUUAUAGCACUUCCUUAUGUCGAAGCAAGUUGAGCUUUUGGUUUUGUGCAUACUGUUUGUGCAUAAUCAGACUUUUCCCGCCUUUUG
Molecule: messenger RNA, 2578 nt
Organism: Amoebophrya sp. A120
Lineage: Eukaryota; Dinophyceae; Syndiniales; Amoebophryaceae
Source: the annotation of a GenBank genome assembly